This is a messenger RNA of Coregonus sp. 'balchen', 2015 nucleotides long. Lineage: Eukaryota; Metazoa; Chordata; Actinopteri; Salmoniformes; Salmonidae. The record is from the annotation of a GenBank genome assembly.
AUGCCAGGAGGGAUGAAGACAACAAUCAAGGUAGGACAUACUGUUCAUACAUACUCCAGUCUUGUCACAACACUGCAGUUUAAAUGGGUGAUUCAUUUGUGAACAUUUUAAUUUGAUAUCAACAUGGGAUUAUUUAUUAUUGAAUUAGGAAAAUGACAUUUUUUCAUUUUUGUUUGUUCCCCCUCUUCUCAUAUCCAUCGGUUGUAUUUCUUUCUCUACCCUCCUUCCACCUCUAUCCCUCCUUCCACCUCUAUCCCUCCUUCUACCUCUAACCCUCCUUCCACCUCUAUCCCUCCUUCCACUUCUCUAUCCCUCCUUCCACCUCUAUCCAUCCUUCCACCUCUCUAUCCCUCCUUCCACCUCUCUAUCCAUCCUUCCACCUCUCUAUCCAUCCUUCCACCUCUCUAUCCAUCCUUCGACCUCUAUCACUCCUUCCACCUCUCUAUCCCUCCUUCCACCUCUCUAUCCAUCCUUCCACCUCUCUAUCCAUCCUUCGACCUCUAUCACUCCUUCCACCUCUCUAUCCCUCCUUCCACCUCUCUAUCCAUCCUUCCACCUCUCUAUCCAUCCUUCGACCUCUAUCACUCCUUCCACCUCUCUAUCCCUCCUUCCACCUCUCUAUCCAUCCUUCCACCUCUCUAUCCAUCCUUCGACCUCUAUCACUCCUUCCACCUCUCUAUCCCUCCUUCCACCUCUCUAUCCAUCCUUCCACCUCUCUAUCCUUCCUUCCACCUCUCUAUCCCUCAGUCUCUUCUCUGCAGUUCUUUCCUUGUCCACACUGCACCAUCUCCUUCACUGACUGUUACUUCCUGGAGAACUACAUCAAGACCAAACACCAGAAACAGUACCUUGCCAUGUUGAAAAGCCACGUCUCAAAGAGUCAAACAGUGCACGCCCUCACAAACAGCUGUUCCCACUGCACCCUGCUGAAGUACUGGAAGAAUUUGCACAAAAUUGCAGUUUUUCGCAUCGAUGGACAUAUCAGUUGCGCCGACUGUGGGAAGAGCUUUGAGAAUUGCUGGGGACUGGGGCUUCACCGGUGUUACGAACCAGAGGGCUCUAAACCUAAGGACACUAAGCCUGUGGUCUGUCUGGAAGUCUGCUUCCAUUGCUCAGAGUGUGGGAAAAUCCUCAGUACUCCUAUGAGCCAUUCACAGACGCAUCCACACCAGAGAGAAGCCUUACGAAUGCAAGGAGUGCGGCAAGUGCUUCUCAGAGAACAGCAGUUACCGUUAUCACUUGUCAAUACACUCAGGGCUCAAGUUGUUCAAAUGCCAGGACUGCGGGAAGGCUUUCAAACAGAAGUCACUCCUCUGGACUCACCUGUCUGUUCACACUGGUGAGAGGAAGUUCUCCUGCUCCCAAUGCGACAAGCGGUAUGCAAGCAGGGCAUAUCUGACGUUUCACCUGCAAAUACACUCAGGGGAGAGACCUUUCUGUGUGUGGUAAAGACUUUGCUGACAAGGUUUAUCUGAAAACACAACUGAAGAUCCACAGCAAUGUGAAAAACUACCACUGUGGGAUUUGUGGGCGGGAGUUCUUGAGGCUUGGGUUGUUGAAGUUAUGCAUGCACUCACAUACCGGGGAGAGGCUCUACCACUGCACAGUGUGCGACAAGCAGUUUUUUAGACUCUCACACUUGAAAAAACCAUUAUCUGACUUACACAGGUGAGAAACCAUACACCUGUAAUGAGUGUGGUAAAAGCUUCACUCAGUCUGGGGAUCUGUCUAAACACAAGCUCCUGCGCACUGGGGAGAAGCCAUUUUAAUUCCUUGAAUGCCCCAGCCGGUUUAACCGCUAUGAUUCUCUGACCAGUCACAUGAGGACCCACACUCACCUUGAUAUGAAGCAAUACUCCUGCCAAGAAUGUGGGAAGAGCUUUUAUGAACAGAGUCACAUCAAAUUCCACAUGAAGACCCACACAGGGGAGAGACCGUAUCCCUGCCCCCACUGCCUUUUCAGCUUCACUCGGAAAGCACACCUCUCCAAACACCUGCCUAGAUGUCUUAAAUGA